Messenger RNA from Budorcas taxicolor (takin), 1794 nucleotides. It is a transcript of the gene SFT2D3, whose product is annotated as SFT2 domain containing 3. Gene Ontology annotation, biological process: vesicle-mediated transport. Gene Ontology annotation, cellular component: membrane. The record is from RefSeq and is a predicted model, not a curated record. Lineage: Eukaryota; Metazoa; Chordata; Mammalia; Artiodactyla; Bovidae. Bases 38 to 679 code for a protein of 213 amino acids. The transcript has a single exon.
CCCCCUCGCCGCCACUUCGCGGAAGCCACCAUCAAACAUGGCGGACCUCAACCGCCAGCUGCAGGAAUAUCUGGCGCAGGGGAAAGCGGGCGGCCCGGCGGCCGCGGAGCCACUGCUCGCCGCGGGAGAGGCGAAGGAGCCCACGGCGGAGGCCGGGGCGUGGUUGAGCCGCGCGGGCCUGCGCUGGACGUGGACACAGAGCCCCGCGGAGCCGGCGGCGGGACAGACGUGCCUGCCCAGCGUGACGCGCACUCAGCGGCUGGCGGCGAGUGGCGUGUGCCUGCUGCUGGCUGCGCUCUGCUUCGGCCUGGCCGCACUCUACGCGCCUGUGCUGCUGCUGCGCGCCCGGAAGUUCGCGCUGCUCUGGUCGCUGGGCUCGGCGCUGGCACUAGCGGGAGGCACACUACUGCGCGGCGGCGCAGCGUGUGGACGCCUGCUGCGCGGCGAGGAGGCGCCCUCGCGGCCCGCGCUGCUCUACGUGGUCGCGCUAGGCGCGACGCUGUACGCGGCGCUGUGUCUGCGGAGUACGUUGCUCACAGCGCUGGGCGCCUGCGCACAAGUGGCCGCACUGCUGGCCGCCUUGCUGGGCGUGCUUCCCCGGGGCGCGGGCACCGCUCUGCGCAUCACGCUCGGGCGCUUGGGCCCGGGCGCCGCCCUCGCCAAGGCGCUCCCCGUUUGAGGCCCGCGGCCCGCGCCGUCGGAAGGACGCAGAAUCCGUCCCCAGGAUGCGCCACCGAGAGGACACGGGCAACCGGCUCUAGGCCCAGCGCCAGCCAAACCAAGGACUGCGCCUGUCCGUUCCCAGACCGCCCGGGGUAGAAGCUGCUACUUUACUGUGCCAGCGAACUGUAAACUGAGACACGAGCAGUUUGGGAAGCUCCUCGAUUUCAGCAUUUUGUGCUACACUCGGCAGAAGUGCUGUGAAAACCAGAUUUUGUUUCGAAUUGGUGAUACGCUAUGAAACAUUAGUGAUAAAUUGCUUUUGCGUUAACCGUGGUCUUAGAUUACACAGUAAAACAAGAAAAAAUAGCUUUUCCGUUUUGAUUGACUGCCCUUGUUUUCCCGGAUUUCUUUCGCGUUUUGUCACCUAAGAAAAUCCAGGGGUAGAUCGAAGUAGCUUAGUACCAGUAAACGUGCUUUCUUUUGCUCUUGGAAGUUUUUUCCCGUAUUCUUCAACGUGAGUGUAUCCAUAGGAGUUAGCAGAUUAAAUGCUGACUUUAGCCACUGGAAUUUUUUCAAGUGCUUUAGUUAAUACGGUUUAUCUCAGUUUUCUCUUAUUUUAGUGAAAUUGUUAACAUGAUGUCUUAUAAAAUUAGAGGACAGUUGGUUCUGCAUUACAUAAGGAAACCAGGGACCAAGAAGCAUGGUAUCCAGUAAGGUGCACGUAAAUGCUCAGAGGUCUAUGGACAGAACUCAGCUAAGGAAACACCUGGGAGACAGGAAGAUAAUUCCACAUCCAGUUAUCUACUGGAUGGAAACCAUGGAUUUCUACAAGGUCUAGUUUUUCAUUCCUAGUUUUAUGAUGUGCUUUUGAACCCAUAGUUUACACUUUAUAUUCUGAUCUUAAUGGAAUGUAAGGUGCUUUUCAUAUCUAAUUGCCAAAUUUUCUUCUUUUAGAUUUAGCACCUUGGUCUAGGACUUAACGUUAAUUUAUUGCCAGAAAGAAUGGGCUCAGUAUUCUGGUUAAGUCCAUAAAUAAAACGUUUUGUCACUAGCUACAUAUUAACUAGGAAGUAAACUGUAUUUUAAAAGUUUUAAUCCUAUGCCAGUGCUUCUUAGUUCACAUGAGAGUUA